AUGCAUUUUCCUUAUCUCUCCCUCUCGCUCAGUCUCUCUCUCCCCCUAUCUGUGUCUGUAGUGUUGAAUCUCCAAUGAGGUUUUGGGAUUGAAACAAUAACUAACAUGAACUCGCUGAUCUCAACGCCUCUCUGCAAUAUGCGCAUUGCGAAGUUCCCCUCAACUUCUUGUUCGAUUCCCCACAGCGUUUCAUUGCAUUCUCAGUUUCUGUACAAACCUUUCCAAUGUCGUGCAAAUCCAAGCGACUUAAUCGAUUCAAAGACAGCCCAAGAACCCGAACAAGAGCUAUCAAAUGGAGCGACCGAGAUAGAUGAAGAAACUGACAUAGCAAGCAAGGUUUCAGCUACAAAAGCAUCAAGUGGUCCUAAAAUCGACCAAGACCUCAAAAAGGUUGUUCAAAAGACAGCUUCCACUUUUGCACCGAGGGCUUCCACUGCUACCAAAAACCCUGCUGUACCGGGAUCUACAUUAUACACUGUUUUUGAGAUCCAAGGAUAUGCCUCAAUGCUACUUGGCGGGGCUCUCUCAUUCAAUCUCAUAUUCCCAUCAAAUGAACCAGACAUUUGGAGACUUAUGGGCAUGUGGUCUGUGUGGAUGUUCACGAUUCCUUCCCUUCGAGCCAGAGAUUGCUCAAAGAAUGAGAAAGAAGCCCUCAACUACCUCUUCCUCCUCAUCCCAUUGCUAAAUGUUAUUAUCCCAUUCUUUUGGAAGUCAUUUGCGGUUGUGUGGUCUGCAGAUAUCGUGGCCUUUUUUGCGAUGUAUGCGUGGAAAUUUGGAUGGCUACAGAAACAGAAUAGUAGUUGAAUGAUAUAUUUUCCUUCAGUUGGAUGAAGCAGCCGAUUUUAUCCCUAUUAGCUCUCCAACUUCUUGCCUCAUGACCAAUUCCAGGUCUGAUGCAAUUCGAGCCACAAGAAGAUAAGCAACUUACUACCAAAAAUGAAUUGGUGGAGGAGGACAGGGCCCUUAUCUUUGCUUCUACUAAAUCAAGUUCCCUGCCAAUCCUUUGUAUUAAUGUAUUGGAAAGAAAUUUCGAGUUUGUUAUUCCUUCUUACAUAAGGUAGAUAAUGGGCUUGACAUUGACGGCACACAUGCUACAAUUUGAAUGUACAAUUACAAUACGGUAUAAAAGCAGUUCUAAAAGUCUCGAGAGAUUUUGGAA
Molecule: messenger RNA, 1159 nt
Organism: Rhododendron vialii
Lineage: Eukaryota; Viridiplantae; Streptophyta; Magnoliopsida; Ericales; Ericaceae
Product: protein RESISTANCE TO PHYTOPHTHORA 1, chloroplastic
Exons: 4
Coding region: 106-804 (232 amino acids)
Biological process (GO): defense response
Cellular component (GO): chloroplast
Source: RefSeq, a predicted model, not a curated record